Messenger RNA from Dioscorea cayenensis subsp. rotundata (Guinea yam), 3270 nucleotides. RefSeq names its product putative disease resistance protein At1g50180. Gene Ontology annotation, molecular function: ADP binding. The coding region runs from base 802 to 2313 and encodes 503 amino acids. The record is from RefSeq and is a predicted model, not a curated record. The transcript has 4 exons. Gene Ontology annotation, biological process: defense response to other organism. NCBI's taxonomy places the organism in Eukaryota, Viridiplantae, Streptophyta, Magnoliopsida, Dioscoreales, Dioscoreaceae.
UGGCACCGAUGUUGAUAAAAUAGCCACAAACUACAGCCACACAAGCUCUUCAACAUUUAAUUCAUGCAUGUAGUCUGUUCUUUGUUUGAUGCUAGCUCUUGUUUGGCUUCUUCAUUAGGCAGAGAGUUACCAAGACAGACUGCGUGUGUGAUCAAAACAAACAAACAAAAAAAGAGAGAAACAAACUAAUGGCUGACGCUGUUGUGGGUUUUCUUAUCCAGAAACUUGGUGAUCUGUUAGGGCAAGAAGGCAGCAAUUUGCAUGGAGUGGAAGAUCAAGUGAAGUGGUUGAAACGAGAACUGGAGAGAAUGCAGUGCUUCUUAAAGGAUGCAGAUGCAAAGAAGAACAAGGGAGAUGAUGAAAGGGUCAAGUACUGGGUCACGGAAAUGAGAGAUCUGGCUUUUGAAGCUGAGGACAUCAUUGACGAGUUCAUAGAUUUAAAGCUCCGUCGUUCCCUUGGUUAUGAAGCAGAGGACGUCAUUGACACUUCCAGGGAUUUCAAUCACCGUGGUUUUCUUGACACUUUCAUGCAUUUCAAUCACCGUGGUUUUCUUGGCACUUUCAUGGAUUUCAAUCCCCGUGGUAUUCUUAGUAAUAUUCGUAAUAUCUUCAAAAGUAAUGUCUCCAAGCGACGGAAGAUUGGUAUGGAUAUUGAUGGGAUAAAAAAUAAGUUGCAGGAGCUAUCUAAAAGUAGAAUAUUAUAUGGCAUUGCUGAUAUAGGCGAAACAACUGGCACAACUAAGUCACUCUAGAAGUCAAGAUGUGAUCCCUAUAUUGCCCCAACUGAAUAAUGACAUUGAUAUGGUUGGCUUUGAUGAUGACAAGAAAAAAAUUGUGCAAGAGUUGGUCGACAUAAGCAAAAAACAUCGGUCAGUGAUGUCUAUAGUCGGUAUGGGUGGUCUUGGAAAGACCACACUUGCUAAAUCCAUUUAUAAAGAUCUUGAAGUCAAGAGAAGUUUUAAUAUAUUUGCAUGGGUGAUUAUAUCUCAAGAAUAUACCAUCCAUGAGAUUUUGAAGAGAAUCUCAACAGAAGUUUCAGCAACUCCAUCAGCCAAUACAAUCCGUGACCUCUCGGUUGCUAUUUUUGAAAAAUUGAAGAAAGGCAAGUACUUGAUCAUUCUUGAUGAUGUUUGGAAAGAAGAUGCAUGGACUGAAUUACUAAAGGUCUUUCCGGAUGUUAAUAAUGGAAACAGAGUUAUUAUCACCACUCGCUUCGUAAAUGUUGCUAAGAUUGCAAAUCCUACCAUCAAGCCACAUGAAUUGCGUUGCUUAGAUGAAAGGGAGAGUCGGGAGUUGUUUCUUCGCAAGGUCUUCCCAAAUCAAAAUACUGAAACAUGUUGCCCAACAUAUUUGGUUGAUUAUGCUCAUCAACUUGUUCAAAGGUGUGGGGGUCUACCACUAGCACUAGUAGUUCUUGGAGGACUUGUCUCAACGAAACCACAAACCCAAGAUGCAUGGCGAAAAGUUGUUGAGAGCAUGAAAGGGCAAUUUGUGGAAGGUGGAGAAAAGUGUUUAGAAAUAAUUGCAUUGAGUUAUAAUGAUUUGUCAUAUUACUUGAAAUCAUGUUUUCUUUAUUUUGGUUGCUGCAAAGAGGACAUGACUAUUGUUGCAAAAACAUUAAUUAGAUUGUGGUCAACAGAAGGUUUCUUACCAGUGAAAAAUGGUAAAACCACAGAAGAAGUUGGAUUGGAUUGUCUGGAGGAUUUGGCACAAAGAUGCAUGGUCCAAAUUACUGGCCGGGAAUAUGAUGGCAGUGCAAAUUAUUGCCGAAUCCAUGAUGUCUUGCGUGAUGUGUGCAUUAGGGAAACCAAAGAGAACAGAUAUUUUGAAAUCUACAAGACUAAUGAUACUGUAGAUUAUGUGACAAUGUCAAAUGCAGCCCAACGACUAGUCAUAUGUAAUGAGAUUGACAUUCUAAACUAUUCUAACUCAAUGUUGCGGGGUCUUUUCUACGGUGUCGAAGGAUUAGAUAAUCAUCCGGCUUUCAGUGCUUUGAAAGAACAGCUUGGCAGAUUUAAAUUAUUAAGAGUGCUUUGUUUGCAUACUUCGGGUAUCUCAGAAUUUCCAAGUGAAAUCAAAUCAUUAAUUCAUUUAAGAUAUCUUGAGUUCGGUUAUGAUGUGAAUCUGAAGGAAGUUCCAUCAUGUAUUGGUUAUCUCCGCAAUCUCCAGACUUUAAAUCUUUUUAAUGGUAAUAGUUUAGAAAAGAUAUCAGAUUCACUCUGGACAAUUGACACUCUCAGGCAUGUUUAUCUACCAAGUACAUCAAGGGUUCCUCCUCCAAAUAUGAGAAAUACUGUACCAAAGAAUUUGUAGACUUUGAAAGGGGUAACUGCUGGAUUAUGGAUAGGGAAUACACUUCCAAGGCUCACAAACCUUUGCAAAUUGCGAAUUAAAAUAGUCUCUAAUGAUCAUGCCGAUGCCCUAUCUUCAUCACUCCAGAAAUUGGGUCUUCUUGCCUCCUUAUACAUAAGUGGAGAUGAAAUUCCUUCGGACAACAUCAUUACAGCCUUUUCCAAUCAACACUGCCUCAAGAAAUUGGUUCUUUGGGGAAGUUUGAACCGCAAACAGCUUCCACACAAUGAUGUAUUUCCUCAACAACUAGUGAAACUAUAUCUGGAAUAUUCUGGAUUAGAGCAAGACCCAAUGGCAACACUAGAGAAGUUGCCAUGUCUCAAAUAUCUACUACUCUAUAAGUCAUAUACAGGCAAACAGAUGAUAUGUUCGGCAACUGUUAUCCUUGCACAUUACGUAUCUUGAGGAACUUGAGGAGUGGAAGAUAGAGGAAAAGGCAAUGUCAUGCCUCAAGUCUUUGUGGGUCCGUGGAUGUGGAGAAUUGAAGAUGAUUCCAGAAGGACUGAAGAAUGUGCCACUUGAUCAAUUGAAGUUUUCAGGUAUGUCUGAAGAAUUACAAACUAGGAUUAAGGAGAAUACAGGAGAAGACUGGUACAAGAUACGACAUGUGCCCAACAUCUCCAUUUAUUAACAAUAUUAAGAUAAAGAAACUGAUGAAGAAAUUGCUGAAGAAAUUAAUAAUAUAUAGGGCUGUGUGAGUGAGGAGUGCUUUUGGACUUCAAAGGAGCUCCAUAUUAAGUCAGCAACCAAGGAAGCAUACAUGAAGUUUCUUAUAUAUGAACUCUACUUCAAUAAUUGAUGUUUGUGUGGAUGUAUGUGAUUUUAUUCUAUUCAUGUAAUGUUAUUUGGGUUUGAUACUUUGUGGUUAUAUGCCCAGACAUGUAUGUGUGUGUAUUUGUGAUUUUAUUUUGUAACGUA